CCAGAGCGCUCGAGCGUUAUAAUCCCACUUUUAAGAAUGGCUGACAGUUCGGAAGCGGAGAGAGCCAACCCAGACACAGUCCCGGCCCAAAACCAGGGGGAUGGUGACGUAACAGACAGCGAAGAUUCUCUAAUGAUAGACAGCGACGGGGAGCAGCCAAGCAGCCGUGGCCCUGAGGCCAGAUUCCAGCGACCCCCGGGGACCAGUUAUGACCAUUCCUCUCUUGACCAAUACGACAUGAGACUGCAUAUGGAAAAUAAAAACACCCAGAGAAAAACGGACACAGAUAUCCGCAUUGUCAUCAGUUACUUGCGGUCAGUGGACGAGAGUCGAAAUCCCGAGGACAUCCCGGGCGCCGAGCUUGACCGAUAUCUGUCCACGUUUUUUACGAUCGUAAAGAAACACGACGGGAAUGAAUACGAGCCAGCGAGCCUGCGCGGGAUGCUUUGUAGCGUUGAACGUUACCUGAAAAUGAAGAACUACCGAACGUCCGUGACCAGGGACCCUGCCUUCUCGUGCACCAGGCACGCCCUGAAGUACAAGCAACAGAAACUCCGGGAGAUCGGCAAGGGCGUAAAGAAACCAAACGAGCCAAUCGUCAAGCUGGGGUUCGAUAGGGUACACCAGUUAUUCUCUGAGCAAGAAAUGGGACCGAACACUCCGAUGUCAGUCAUAAACACUCUGUGUUUCGUCAUCAUAGUUCACUUCCGGUUACGCAAAGCCAUCGAUCAUAAAAAUUUACUGUGGGGUGAUAUAAAACUCAAAACUGAUUCUAAAGGGAAUGAAUAUAUCAUAUAUCAACCAAUAUCGGUAUCAAAUCAUAACUUUAAGUCUAUCAGAACAACUGACGGUAAGCUCUGUAUCUGGAGCAAACCCGAACUCAAAGACAGAGACCCGGUGAGUAUUUAUAAAUUGUACUCCCAGAAGAGGCCUCCCAGCAUGCAGCACGACAAUUCACCAUUCUACUUAGGAAUCACUACCAUGAAUCCAACCCCUAUGCAGUCUUGGUACCGGACCUGCGCCAUGGGAGUUAAUAAAUUAAGCGAUCUAGUGCGCAUGAUCCGAAGCAUCACAGGACUUCCGCGUACCACACUCGAUGGAUCCACCGAGAACAUUCUUUCCGCCAACUUCUCCAUUCCGUCCGGAAAUGAUCGGCUGCCAUAUUCCUACAAACCAAUCACCCCCGUGCCGAACUUCACGCCCAUCUUUAAGCAGAAGGCGGAGUCGUCUGAAGAGUCGACGGAAGGAGUGGGCCUGAUGGGAAAUACAGAGGAAGCAGACGACGAGUCCCGCUCUAUGUGCUUUUCAGAGAGUCCCCUCUCUGUGUCCGACAGUGAGCAUCUGUCGUCCUCAUACAGAGCCAGGAACCAGACAAAAGGCGAUCAGUCAAGUCUGACACCGUUGCAACAGGCGAAGAAAGCAAUUUGUGACGUAAUUCAGACCUUAGAAGAGACAGACGCAAAAGAAAUUGGGAAAUGGUUGAAACAGUCUUCUUUUUGGGAAAAUGAUAACUUUAACGACAGCCAAGAAAGUCGGAAAGAAGACACCUGUGAGGGAGAAACUACCACACAAAUAACACUCAGUUUAACCUUUAACCCCCGCGCCAAAAACGGAGAAGAACCCAUCAAAAUUAGUUCGGUAGUUACAAAUCAAAAGCCUAAAAACAUUGAAACCAAGGAUAACAAAAAUGACAGUCUUCCAAGCAUGCGCAAAAGAGAAUCCACUUCGCUGGAUGACGUCACAGACAGGGAAACCUCACCGUCUCCUCAGAAAAGAAAUAAAGUAACUACUCCGAACCCUGUCAACCUGACCAAUGAAAAUCCGACAAAUGUCAUGACGUCAGGUGAUGACUCACCAAGAUCAUUCAAAAAGUCGACGGAUAAAGAUGGCUUGGUCGCGCAGAUAUCAGAGAACAUGACUUCAACAGGUGCGGACAUCUUGCCCAGCUUCUCGUCCAGCUACAACACGGUGCCUCACGCCCACAUGGCACCCGCGCAACGCCCGUCAUUCUUUGGGUCUCAUGACCCUAACUGGUCCUCUUCCUUGACCUAUCCCUCUCUGUAUCACCGGGGUGGGAUGGAGUCCGUGACCCCAAUGACGGCCCACUGCAGCUAUACCCAGUACCAGUUUGCGCAGUCUCUACAUUCGGCUAACCCAUGCCAGUUCCCACAAAACAAUAUGUAAUAAUAAACGAAGAGUUUAUGAAUUAACGGUAAAUUUAGACGAAAAGACGAUAAGACGAAAAAGAUAACAUAUUUAUCUCAAUGAUCUGCGCAUGAAUUUUUAUAUAAACUUUUUAUUCAAAUUUUACUUUGAAUCUCCUUACCACCACUUCGUAGUUAAAAUUUGGAUAAACGUUAGCCUCAACAUUAUCAAAUGAUUUGAGGCAUAUCAGCGCUCUGAGUUCCUUCAAUAAUCAUUACUGAUGCUAAGAAUCUUAAUGUGUUUUUGCAUUAUUAUGUAUUCUAUAUUUUGCUGUAUUGUAAAACAAUUAUGCAAUAAAUAUAAUGAAAAACAAACGCUUUCUCCAAAAUGUUAAAUUGAAUGAUUCCUAGAUU
Magallana angulata is the source of this 2558-nucleotide messenger RNA. RefSeq lists its product as uncharacterized. The transcript is spliced from 3 exons. Bases 37 to 2184 code for a protein of 715 amino acids. The record is from RefSeq and is a predicted model, not a curated record. NCBI's taxonomy places the organism in Eukaryota, Metazoa, Mollusca, Bivalvia, Ostreida, Ostreidae.